UUAUCGUACACGCUUUUAGAACAUGUGCUUCUGGCUGCCUGGGUUAUCAGAGGAAAACUGCCCACUAUUGAGCGAUCAACAGUAAAUUGUCUGAAAAUAAUGUCGUUACGCAGGGUGUAUCAAAAGCUACUGAAAGACCACUUUAUGGUUGUGCAGUCUGCCCAAACUGGCCUUUUGAUGGGCACAGGUGAUAUAAUCGCCCAAACCAUUAUAGAAGGUAAAAGGGGAGCUACAUACGAACCUAAGCGAACGGCCAAGUUUACUCUUCUAGGGACCGUCUUUGUGGGGCCCACGUUAAGCUUGUGGUACAAAGUGCUGGCUCGAAAAAUCGGCACUGAAAUGUCCACAGCCGUCACUCUGAAAAAAGUCGCUCUAGACCAACUGGUUUUCGCACCGAGUUUCCUCAUACUAUUCCUAACUAAUCUGAAUUUAAUCAAUGGCCGUUCAUUGAGUGAAGCCAAGGAGGAUGUGUCUUCAAACUAUCUCGAUAUUAUGGUGGCGAAUUACAAACUGUGGCCUGCAGUUCAGCUGUUUAAUUUUUAUUGCGUUCCUUUAAAUUAUCAGGUUUUACUUGCGCAAAGUGUUGCUGUGGUUUGGAACACUUACCUUUCAUGGAAGACCAAUCUUAAGUAAGGCUUAAUUAAUUACGGUAGCCUAAGUGUUUAUUAAUAGAAAGCAAUACGUAUAUUAAAGCUUGUGUGUUGAAAUUAAUUAAUUAAAUAAAUAAACACAUUAUUAUUUACUGAAUAAAAACAGGCUACUGUAAGCAGAUAAAUUUUUAAGACAAUUUUCUGUACAAUGUCAAAUCCAUGUCAUUUGCUUGUAGCAGUGUAUGAUUUUUUGCUGAACAAUUGUUCAAAGUUCCGUCCGACUAAGUUUCAUAAAAUCGCGACAAUUUUCGAACCUUGUGUUCAAAACUGUUGAUUUUCCAAAUGAGGAAGUUUUCCUUUGCCAUUUUGUGGUAUUUUUCCGACCAACAACGGGGAUUUAGCAGCAAACAUGAUUUUUUAAAUUGGGAAUUUCUGACGUCUGCUGUCAUGUGGCAAGAAAUAUUGAGUCUGUAGUGAAAUUAAGUUGUGUAUUUUGAGUGUUUGGUGGAGUGCUCCUCAAGAGUUUCAGGACUAUUUGGACAGCGAAGUGUAUAAUUAAGACAAUGUGUCUACGGACUUGAUCCAUUAACCGUGUGGAACGUGGCAUAAAAGAAGCAAAAGGGUUAAAAGUAUAAUUCUUGAUUUAAAAUAAUUCUUUGGAAGCUUCAAGUGCGAUUUAAUUUAAAACGUAUUUGUCUCGACAACUGAAAAAUCGAAAAUAGUGUUGAUUAGUCUGCUCUGCUUUUUAGACAAAACUUUCCAAGCUUUCGAAAAAUGUAUGUUGUUUACUGCAGAAAUUUCAAGUCAAUAACGCCAGAACUAGAGCAGACUGUAACCCGGCAAUGUUCAAAGUUUUAGAGCAUUUUUAUCAAGUUCAGCGCUUUAGCUGUAAGUCCAUAACUCCGGGAAAACGCAGAUAAGUUUAAGAAAAAAAUUUCAAUAAAUCAAGUUUGGUUACUUUCUACACAUAGAUAAAAAAGAAUUUAGACGCUGUCAAUUUAAACAUUCGUUCUCAUUUGUUACUAUACUUUUUCAUUCACCAAAAUGUCGUAGUUUUUGCACAAACAUCAAUAAACGGCAUCAGAAAAAUAGCAAAACCAGACAACCACCAACCCGUUCAACCUCUAAACCACAUGAUGUUGACAACCAUUUUUCACCCUGCAAAAUUAAUAAUUCACAAAUUAGCCAGCAGAUUAUUCUUGCGCAAAUCAUUCUGCCAAUUCCCUGAUCCGCUGGUGCUUCCAGUUUGUUACAAUGCGCCACAAUAUGGCAAUAAAGUUGCCAUUUAUGACCAGACUGGAAGCUACAGUUUCCGGAACUUGUUCAUUGAGGCUCAGAUGUUGUCUUCAAAACUGUCUAUUUUAUUGGGUGGAAGCACUGGAGAAAGAGUGUUGUUUCUGUGCCCCAAUGAUGCCAGCUACGUGAUUACCAUAUGGGCCAUUUGGAUGGCGGGGCAAAUCGCUGUGCCUCUAAGCCCUUUACAUCCAGAGCAAUUGCUCGAGUAUUACAUCAAGGAUGCCAAUAGCAGGUUAAUGGUUUCUUCUCUGGAGUUUGCCAAAACUCUCCAUUCUCUAUCCAGGAAAUCUGGCAUUCAACAGCAUCUGCUAGAAGAAGAUCUGCUGCUCAGAGCGAAGACUCACAAGUCCGUUGAUCCCAAUCCUGAUCCCCUAUCUAAAGAAUUCUAUCAAAGCAGUGACGCUUUAAUUCUGUACACAAGCGGCACUACUGGCAAUCCCAAAGGAGUGGUUUUAACGCACAGGAAUAUCAAUGUGCAGCUGAAAAUGCACAUUGAAGCAUGGAAAUGGUCAGCAAGCGAUAUGAUUUUGCACACGUUGCCGCUUCAUCACGUCCAUGGGACACUUUAUGCCCUAUUUUGCCCUUUAUUUGUUGGAGCCUCCAUUAUCAUGCUCCCGAAGUUUAACGCCGCCCUCGCUUGGUCCUACCUGCUAAACAGAAAGCAGGAGGUUGAAGGCAAAGUUUCCGUUUUUAUGGCUGUGCCCACCAUAUUCUCCAAACUCAUCGAGGAGUUUGAUUUGAAUCUGUCUUCCAGCUCUGAGCUAGUGAAGGAGUUUCUGAGCAGCCACAUGAGGCUUAUGGUGAGUGGAUCUGCUCCCUUACCAGAGCCAGUUUUUGAACGAUGGUUGGCAAUAUCUGGAUACAAGCUACUAGAGCGCUAUGGGAUGACUGAAAUCGGGAUGGCUUUAACAAACGAUUACGACUCAGAUCGAGAGCCUGGAUUUGUAGGAAUGCCUUUACCCUCAGUGUCCGUUGCCUUAGCUGAUCCAGACACCAAGGAAAUCGUCUUCAAAUGUGCAAAUCAAUCUGGAAAGUUCCUUGUUGAAAACACAGCUCAAGAUCAAGAUCAAGAUCCAACUGGAGAACUCCUCGUAAAAGGAGAGAGUGUUUUUCGGGAAUACUUCAAUAAACCGCAGGAAACUCUAAAGGAAUUUACGGAGCAGGGCUGGUUCAUUACGGGGGACAUUGCUCAGUAUUCUAUAGAAAAGCGUAACUUUAAAAUGCUAGGGAGAAAGAGCGCGGAUAUUAUUAAAUCAGGCGGCUAUAAAAUCAGUGCCUUGCAAAUCGAAACCCUACUUCUGGCCCAUCCGGGUAUAAAAGAGUGUACGGUUCUUGGUGUUCCAGAUCAAACUUAUGGGGAACGAGUAGCUGCUGUGCUAGUUUUCAAUAAAGAACCUCCUGAGAGUUUAGCAGCCUUAAAGGAGUGGUGCGGAGGAAAAAUGCCAAAGUAUUGGGUGCCAACGGUGUGGAAAGUAGUGGAGAAUAUUCCCAAAAACGCCCUAGGGAAAGUUAAUAAAAGAGAACUGCGGAAUCAGUUGUUUAAUAAAAGUCUUGAAAGUUAGGAGCUUCUUGUGGCUGUCGAACUGGAUAUAUACACGGUUGAUGGCAUCUAGAUUAGUACAGAACGCGAUGAACAAAAUUUCUGGAAAUUUGUGCAACGAAAUAAUUGGAUAUGAUACUAAAAUAUUUUUAUCAACGCGUUGUUGCCGCGUGUAUUGAAAAGUACAUCCAACGUUGAUAUUUUAAAUGAGACACCCUGUAUACAGUACCCUGUAUAUGAACGAAUAUUUUUUUCUAUUUAGUACGAUAAAAAGUCAAUAAGAAAAGUCCAUAAGAAAAAUCAAAGUGGACUGUUAUUUUGCAAUACUAAACACCAAUAAAAAAAAUCUGACACUACCAUGAA
This is a messenger RNA of Dendroctonus ponderosae (mountain pine beetle), 3789 nucleotides long. RefSeq names its product malonate--CoA ligase ACSF3, mitochondrial. Bases 1724 to 3448 code for a protein of 574 amino acids. The transcript has 4 exons. The record is from RefSeq and is a predicted model, not a curated record. Gene Ontology annotation, biological process: fatty acid metabolic process. Gene Ontology annotation, molecular function: medium-chain fatty acid-CoA ligase activity. NCBI's taxonomy places the organism in Eukaryota, Metazoa, Arthropoda, Insecta, Coleoptera, Curculionidae.